AUGGAGUGCAUCGUGGCGGAAGUGGGCUGCGCAAGCGUGCAUGUUGCGGAACCUCCCGCCUUGUCAAAGUCGAAAGCGGCGCGGGUUGAAAGGCCCGCGCUGUUUGUCCGCGAGUGCCGUCUCUUGAUUCCCCCGUGGCCCCCUCUUAGGCUCUCGAUCCCCCGUACCUGUGGUCGCGCUCUUGAGGUGGUACUGGUGAUGAACCGUGAAAUGAAGGCACUUAGAGCUGGGUCGAUGGCGGCCGCCUCCUGUCCGGCCAACAUCUCUGUUGCGGGAGCCACGGUGGACCUCCCCCCCGAUCAGUGGAAGCUGCUCGCUGAUGACAAGCAUCCGUUCACGGCCCGUCUGUUCGACUUCGUCGCUUGCGUGAUUGUCCGGAGGUUUUUGGAGAAAGAGGUGCAGGAGCACGUCAGGGUCGUGACGAGCGAUGUGGUCGCGGACAUUGUCGCGGGUCGCGAUGAGGCUGUCAAGGCCUUUGCCGGUGUGAUGGAGUGCAGCCUUGUUGCAUUCUGCAUCUGGACCGAGGACUUGGUGGACAACAACUGCUCGAACGCGAGCAUGCUCCUUAUGCUCCACCCAGAUCACCUGUCGAUUGACGGUGACAAGAAUUGGCACACGCGUUUCGUUCGCGUUGCUAUUCCACCUGGUGGGCGGGAACACGUGACCGCGGCGGAGGCAAUUGUGGAGUGGUUUCAGGGUCGCGUGGACGAGGAGUUUGCUCGCGGCUCCAUUCAGUGCACCCGGGCGCGCCAGCUUCAGGAUCCCAAUCGGCUGUACGAUAUGGACGCGACGUCGUUGAAGGGCUCCUGCGGCAACCUCGCUUGUCUGUUCGCGUUAGACAAGACCCUUGCUCAGUUGGACGCGGUUGCUGCCAAUGGAUCCGGGCCGCAAUUCUCGAGGCCUACCGCGAAGACUCUGAAUGCACUGCGGCAUGACGCCCACCAAACCGCCGAAGAGCUCGCGUUCAACUUGAGCGUGGAUUUGCCGCGACACAAGCACGGCGGUGAGGCUGAGGGGGCUGAAUUGGGGAAGAUGCAUGAAGUGACAACGGGUGCGCGGGUUGCUGACCAUGGUGUACUCGCUCUCACAGGUGCCGGUGGUGUUUCGAGCCGCGGAGGUGCUCGCGGCGGGACGGCGGUCCACGCCGAUGACGAUGGGGCAGACGAUACCGCGACUAAGGGUGCACCCCGCGAAGACGCUGACCGCACUGUAGCGCGUGAGGGGGAAGAGUCAAGCGAGGAGGAGGCGGAGGCACACGUGGUCGCGGCCGCGGCAGCCAACAGGCCCGCUACAUCCGGCAAGAGCAUCAAGCACCUCGCGCAGCACUUGGCCCCCGGUGCUGGAAGCGCGGCCCCGAGUGGUGAGGUCGCAGGCAAGAGUCCCGUGACAUGUGCGCGUGAUCACGCGUCCCUUUCCGCGUUGCCCUCGCAUAGGCUUGCUGCCGAGAUCCUGCAGCUUGACUGCAGGCUUGCAGCGCAGGCGGAGGAGAUCGCACGGCUGAAGAUACGCCAGGAGUCGGGGGUUGGAGGAGUCGCGGUCGUGGGCUCCGAGGAGCUCGCGGCCGCGCUGUCUAAUGCGCUGCAGGGGGUGGUGGCGGACUCCAUGGAAACCGCGCAGAAGAAGUUGACGGACGAGGUUGCGCGGAAGAUCGACAACAUGUCGUCCACGGUCUCAGCGACAGCAGAGCGGGCAAUCACAACCAGCGGGGUCACGAACGCGCUGCACACCCUCAUCGCGCUCGUCGGAGGGAGCCCGACUCCGCGCACCGGUACGGAAGAUCUGGCCGCGACGGAGAAUGCCGAUGCCGGGGAUGCUGAGCAUGGUAAGCGGGCGGCGGGUGCGAAGGCCGAGACUCAGAGGGGGGCGAAGAGGCAGAGGGUUCCUCAGGCAGCGGCCGCGGUGCGCCACCCGAGCGUGCAUGACAUCCUCAAGAACAAGUGGGGCGCUGCAUCGCGAGGCGCUGCACCGCCUGGUCAACCGGGGUCGAGCUCGCGCUCCAUCCCACCUGGAGAAGCUGCACCCAAAGCACCGGGCCCUGCCGGGGCGACCGCGACAGUGACAACCACUGCGGGUAAGGGCAAGGGUAAGUUGGAGGAUGGAGAGGUGCCGGCCGCUGUGGGUUCGCUUGCAGCGGGGCGUGAGGAGCAGUCCGCGGCGGCUGCUGCGGCGGAGGGAAGGCAGACCGCUCUCGCACCCGCUCAUCCCGCGAUUACCGCGGGUCAUCUGCACAGCGCGCUGGCAUCUGCAGGUCCGAGCGCUGCCGCGGGAGAGGCCAAGACGGAAAAACGCGGGCGAGGCAAGAAGUUGCCCCCUCCACCCGUGUACACCAUCGACGAGGACGAUGCGGACGAGGAGCUCGAGAAUCUCGCGAGCCGGUGGGUCGGGGAGGAGGGCGACGGAGGAGAGCAGGGUGUGGUGGACGCGGUCGAACUGUUUAGCGGCGGGGAGAGCGCGGACGAGCAGGACGCAGACACCGUGGUCGUGCCCAGUGGGCCAACGGGGGGACAGGGUGACACAGUCAGCAAGCGCAAAGGCUGUGGUAUCCGCCAUCCUCCCAGGGGCGGUCCUGGCUUGGUUUCUGAACCGCAUCUGGGGGGGAAGAAGCGGUGGCUUGGACAAGGCGAGCGCGACGACCUGCAGUACAAAACCGCGAUCGCGAUGAUGCCGUACGACCUGAAGGUGGAUCCCGGGCUGCACCUCAGCUCUAAGCAGAUGCGGGAUUGGGCCGCGGACCUGUCCGCUGCCGAGGGGCUACACACGGGCCUCCUCAUCACCAUGCAUCACCGCAACCUCGUGGCCAGCAGGGAAAGGUGGACCCGCAUGUUCAAGCACUACCGCGAGCUGACCCAGCCCGGAUCGACCACCACCAACGAGAUUGCUUGGGCCGCGGUGGUGGGCACGGAGGCUGCAGCAGAAGAGACGGAGCUCUACCGCGAUGUGGAUCCGCGGGAUUACGCGGGAGCGAUCGCGUGCGCGAUCGCAUGGUGUGGGAGGGCUGUGCGGCGGCGCAAUUCUCGCGAGAAGCAAGCUGGUGACGACGAGCCGAAGGUAGUCGCGGAUCCGAGGGUGGUCGCGGACGCGAUUGCAUCUGAAGUCGUGAACGACGUCGUCGCCAAGUCUCGCGACCUCAGGCACAUUGAGAUGGCUGCUCGCGAAACGGUGGACGUUAUCAUCACCUGGUGCGACUGCUCGGUUGCGGGGAAGGUCAUGGAGUCCAUUGGGCUUUACCUUGCCCUGCCCAAGGAUCGUCUUAAGAAGCGGACUUGA
Closterium sp. Yama58-4 is the source of this 3267-nucleotide messenger RNA. Lineage: Eukaryota; Viridiplantae; Streptophyta; Zygnematophyceae; Desmidiales; Closteriaceae. The record is from the annotation of a GenBank genome assembly.